AUGACUUUCCCUCGAUUGGCAUCAAAUUGUCCUUCCGGUGAGGUGUUUCAGCUUUUCGUAGCGAAAUUUGGUGUAUCCCAUAAUCCAGGAUUGUCAGUGAAGAAUUCAACGAUAACUGACGAGGUUGCCUGUAAUGGUUUAUUUGUCAGGCAGGCAAAACUCCCAGAGGGUUGCAGAGAAGACGGUCUGGUUGAACUCCUAAGAAUCCCAAGAGAGUCUACCUUUUCCAUUCACACAAUACUAGAAAUUUUAAACGAUAAAUCCAAUUACAAGACCGAAGCUGCGUUUUUGAAAACCAGUUCAACAGUCAAGGAUUUAUUUGGAACGUUUUGUCAAAGUAGUGCCAUAAUCUCGCGAGUAUCGGAGACGCUUCUGCUGGUUGUCUAUUUUGUUAUUUUUGACUGUUUGAGCCGAAGUGCCUAUGAGCUUCCUAGCGUGAUAAAGUUAUAUCUGCAACAGGUUUUAUUGAAAACGGAAGUCGGCUCCCUGUAUUCCGAUCUACCUUUAAAAGACGCCUGUGUGGUCAGGCAAUUCUUUGGCCAUUAUGGAGUCGGUGGCAUUCUUGACGUCUUUGAAAUGGUGGUUUGUCUGGUGCAGAGAUCCUUUUCUCUAGAUGACAUUGUUGAAAGAACAAGUCGCAUUUUCGCAGCCAUCAGUUCACGAUGUCUUGAGAUUCCUGAAGAGCUAUCAUUAGACAGUGAGGACUUCACGGUGAACUCCACUUUAGUGCCAAUAUUGGAUUAUGCGAAUCAUGACAACGACAAAGUCAAUGCGCAUUUUGAUGUUGAUCGAGGAAAUUGCGACGUUGUACUACUUCUUGACAGAAAUGCACUUGACGAGAAAAACGACGAAACCGAAGUUUUUAUCAGUUAUUCACCCGUCGAAGAGUUGUUCCAGUUUGAAACAGCAUAUGGAUUUUUCCCGAAGCUAAGUCAAAAUUCGGCAGGCGUCCAGUUUUGGAACCUUUGCAUCGACCAAAACUAUUUUAAAGUUGAGAAGCCAUGGGGAAUAAAUCUUGACAUGUUCUAUAAGUGGUUCUCUAUAAAGCCAUGCAUUCAAUGUGUUUUAUACGAAGAUCAGGUCUUGAUUAAUGAUGCUAUAGAGGAAUUUGGAGAGUUUCUUCUUCCUUUUGCUCCCAAUCCUGUGCAUGGGGAGGAAUCUUGUUUCCAGUACAAUAUUCAAGCCUACAAGAGCUUUGCACGAUUUGCCUCUAAAGCUAAUGACAGAUCUGAAGAGGACUAUUUGCAGCACUUCCGUGAAUAUAUUGAUUCAAGAGAAAAAAGUAAAGACCAAGCAAUUGCAAUGCCACAAUUAGCAUGGACUUGUUAUUUCGUAGGUGAUCGUUAUACAUACGCAAGGCUCGAUAAAGGCCAGUGCAUUGAUGUGGUAUUCGAAUCUGAUGACGCGUAUGGUUGUACUAGAGACCUCUUCACGGACUAUCUUCGAAACUAUUGUUUUUGGCGUAUUCGUGCAUUGACUUUGCUGAAAUUCGAGGACUUUUCCUUAUCAGUCCAAAAAAUUGCUCGACUAGAGCUGCUUGUUCUAAACAAAAUCGUAGACCAAUUGAAUGCUGGGGAACCAACAUUUUGGACUGACUUGAAUGGGUCGACCACGUUAAAACUUCCCAAAUGUCCACUUCCACCAUUAUUACAAAUGUCAGGCGAAUGCCUGGCCGAAAUUAGCAGGCCUGAUACAAAUUUUGAAGAAUCUGAAUACACUGAUUUCUUCGAUGAAGAGCUUGAUCGAUAUCUUGAUUUCUUCACGCAACUUUCUUAA
This is a messenger RNA of Lachancea fermentati, 1776 nucleotides long. The record is from the annotation of a GenBank genome assembly. Lineage: Eukaryota; Fungi; Ascomycota; Saccharomycetes; Saccharomycetales; Saccharomycetaceae.